AUGCGUCGUUUAUGGAUUUUCAGCCUGGCGGCUAAUGCAGUAGCACAAACCAGCGUCAGCUACAGCGUUACCGCGACAGUUACGGCGACCGCGAUCAUCACCGUGACUACCUGUCCGUGUACAGUCUCCACGACCUCGUCAAUCCUGAUCCCGGACGGGACGGUCACGCCCUCAAGCCCGAUUACCUCGAUCACAACCACGACUCCUGGCAGUCUUGCUUCCUGGUCCACCGCAUUCAGUAGCGUUUCUGCAUCGAGCUCAUCUUCGGUCAUAUCGAGCCUAUCUUCGACAACAGGUUCGGCUACCUCGACUACUUCCGGAACGUCCAUCCCGACCUACGAUGCAUAUAUCAAUGCUAUCCUUGUCCACCACAAUUACCACCGCCAGAAUCACUCGGCCGCCCCAUUGACAUGGUCGAUUGCCUUGGCGGCAACUGCUCAACAGAUUGCGCAGACUUGUGUCUUUGGCCAUAUCACUAAUCUCAAUGGAGGUGGAUACGGUCAAAACAUCGGUGCUGGCUAUCCUGGAACACCUCUGGGCAUGGGGGCCUUUGUGACCGAAGGAUUGUAUAACGGUGAAGUCAACAACUACGUCUACUACGGGGAGGAGCCCGAUCUGGACACGCUGGGUCAGUGGGGACAUUUUACACAGAUUGUAUGGAAGAACACUGCAGCCGUGGGAUGUUAUACUGCCGACUGUUCUGCGACUGGGUUACAAAACGUUGCUGGAAAUGUCCAGCCUUUUUUCACGGUUUGCAACUAUGCACCACCAGGAAACUUUGUUGGUCAGUUCACGCCGAAUGUAGGUGUGUCGAUUGGGUUGCCUAGCAUUGGUGCAUCGUACGGGUUGACUUAG
Molecule: messenger RNA, 855 nt
Organism: Exophiala spinifera
Lineage: Eukaryota; Fungi; Ascomycota; Eurotiomycetes; Chaetothyriales; Herpotrichiellaceae
Exons: 2
Coding region: 1-855 (284 amino acids)
Cellular component (GO): extracellular region
Source: RefSeq, a predicted model, not a curated record